UCAACUUCCGUCACAUUUGUCUGGUUUGUCUGCGGGCAGCUGGACCUAUGAGCUGGACCCUUCUCGCAUUCAGACCAAACGCGAAUUUAUAAAUAAUAAUAAAGCUGAAGCUUUAAGAAGAAGUCUUCCAGCGAAGGAAAGACUCCUGAUCAUUUGAGGACCACAAGAGUCUGUCAACACAAUGGCAUCACCAACUCCUCUAUCCAAGGCCAACACCUCCUUCUCUCUGGCUUUGCUCAAAAAUCUGGGUGAUAACGACAAGACCGCAAAUGUCUUCUACUCCCCUUUCAGCAUCUCUUCAGCCCUGGCUAUGGUGUUGCUGGGGGCCAGGGGCAACACAGCCACACAGAUGUCAGAGUCCCUGAAAACCAAAGAUUUACAGGAUGAUGUCCACGUUAGCUUUGCCCAACUGCUGAGCGAGCUCAACAAGGCAGACGCUCCGUAUGCCCUCAGUGUUGCUAACAGGCUGUACGGAGAGCGGUCCUACCAGUUUAUUGAGGAUUUCUUAGGAAAAACCAAGAAGCACUACAAAGCAGAGCUGGAGCCUUUGGACUUCAAAACCAGCUCAGAGUCAGCCAGGGUCCACAUCAAUAGCUGGGUGGAGAAGCAGACACAAGGUAAAAUUAAGGACGUGCUGGCCCAGGGUGCGGUGGACAGCAUGACCAGGCUGGUGCUGGUCAAUGCCAUCUACUUCAAAGGAAGCUGGAACAAGCCGUUUGAGGAGAUUGUCACACGUGAUGCGCAAUUUAGACUCAACAAGAAUGAAACUAAGCCAGUGAAGAUGAUGUAUCAAGAAACCAACUUCCCUCUCACCUCUAUCUCUGAAGCCAACUGCCAGAUCCUAGAGAUGCCGUACAAAGGAAAGGAGCUCAGCAUGCUCAUCUUUCUACCAAAUGAAUUAGAGGACAGUACAACAGGCCUGGAGAAGCUGGAGAAGACGCUGACCUAUGAGAACUUUGAGAAGUGGACGCGCCCAGACAUGAUGAAUGACAUUGAGGUCCAGGUGGGGUUGCCUCGAUUCAAGAUGGAGGAGAAGUAUGACAUGAAGAAUGUCCUGAUCAGCAUGGGCAUGGUGGAUGCCUUCGACGUGGCUUUGAGUGACUUCUCUGGCAUGUCUCCCGCCAAUGACCUAGUACUGUCAGAAGUCGUCCACAAGGCUUUCGUGGAGGUCAAUGAGAAGGGAACUGAGGCUGCUGCUGCCACUGCUGUAAUCAUGAAGGCCUGCUGUUACAUCCGUCCAGCCACCUUCAUCGCAGACCACCCCUUCCUCUUCUUCAUCCGACAUAACCCCUCCAUGAGCAUUCUCUUUGCUGGCCGAUACUGCUCCCCCGAGUGAACACUUCGUCGUUCAGAGCAGUGUGUUUUCUCAACAUCUACUAUUGCAACAUUAUAAAAUGUUAUGUUAUUUUAACACCGGGAUGAAGAGUAAAAACUGUGGUGUUAGAUUUUCUGAACUGUGGCUUCUUGUCUGCAUCACUUCUUACAGGAGUGAUUCUGUGUUUAUCUUGUGCCUUUCUGAACAUUAGGUUAUUGCACUGUUUAUCUUUUGCACCUAUAGUCUCAUCCUUAGGAUCUGGUUUACUUUAUGUCUGUAAUACAUAUAUGGUCCUAUUUCCUGCACCCUCACACCCUAGCUAUACCAUUAGAGUCUAGUUUAUCUUAUACCAUACACCCUUUGAAAGAGUUUAUGUCUAUUAUGUCUUUUCAACCACUAGCACAGAUGCCAACUGUACUAUAAUACCAUAUGAAGGUGUGACGGUUGCAAGACUCUGCACUAUGUUUCUACAGAACAUGCAUUUUAUUUCAUUGCUUGAUCUAUUUGCUUAACCAAAGAAAAUAAUGUGAUGUAAUCACAUGGUCAGAUAGAUACGUCCAUGGUGUUUUGUAAUCAAUCAAUCAAUACAUGUAACUGUUCCUUUACGCAUUGUUAUGACCCUGGGGACAUAUUUUGUUUAUCUCUCUCCCUGCAUCGUCAGCUGUUCUCCCUUAGAGUGUGUGUGUGUAGGUAAUAGAGAACAGGUGGGAUUGGUCCUGCAGAGCUGAUUGGAGCCUCCUGAUUGGUCACCUGGAUGACAGCAGCCAUCUUAAGCCCCACUGACAGGCACUCCCUUCUCUCUCUCUCUGCCAUUCCCAACCUGAGCCUGUGGUACUGUGUGUUAUGUCUGUCAUGAGUAGAGCACUGUUGUGAUUAGAUGAGACUUUGUAAGUCAAUCUAUGAAGUGGACACAUUGAAGUUUAAAUAGCGUAGCAUUGUUAUUCUUAUUGUUGUUGACAACCUUCUUUUGUUGGCUUUAGCCAUUUUCUUUGUUUUAGCUUCCUUGUGUCAGCUACUAGCAGUGUGUAGGAGUGAGAAGCCCUUAUUGUUUGAUUUAAAGACUUCAUUAAGUAAUAAAACAUGAACUUGAAUGAA
Molecule: messenger RNA, 2410 nt
Organism: Micropterus dolomieu (smallmouth bass)
Lineage: Eukaryota; Metazoa; Chordata; Actinopteri; Centrarchiformes; Centrarchidae
Product: leukocyte elastase inhibitor-like
Exons: 9
Coding region: 182-1336 (384 amino acids)
Biological process (GO): negative regulation of endopeptidase activity
Molecular function (GO): serine-type endopeptidase inhibitor activity
Source: RefSeq, a predicted model, not a curated record